CAGCGAGACAAAGGAAUAAGACCUCCAUAGGAGGUGGCACCACAACGUCGCCGACAUUCUAUAGUAGAACCUACAUUGGGCAUCGUCAUGGAGAUGGUGAGAAGAUCACCCAUGCUCCCUAUGAAGAAAAAAAAGAAAAUUCUGGAUUUUUCUCCCGCAUUUUGCAAUUAUGAAGUAAAAUAUAAAGGAAUAGUCUUGUACCUUCUGGAGAGGAGAAUGGGGACAAGCCGGAGGAGAUUCUUGAUGGAACUCGCAUGCAAAAGAGGAUUUCAAGUGGAAAGUGAGCUCCGAGAUUCUGUCACGCAUGUUGUGGCUGAGAACAAUUCUGGUCCCGAAGUUUUGGAAUGGCUGGAAUCCAAGAAGCUCAGCAACAAAAUCCAAUUCCAGAUCCUGGAUAUCUCUUGGUUUACAGAAUGCAUGGGGGCCGGGGGCCCUGUUGAAAUACAAAGCAGACACCUGCUAAGGGUACAGAAAGAUUGCUCUGCCAAUUUCAAUCCUCAACUGCCUUCAUCAUGUGUUCGCGUCUCACAAUACGCGUGCCAGAGACAUACAACCUUACAAGACAUCAACAGAGUAUUCACGGAUGCGCUCGAAAUUCUGGCCGAAAAUUUUGAAUUCUGUGAAAAUAAAGAACAGUGCGCAAAGUUUCUAAGAGCGUCGUCUAUUUUGAAAUAUCUUCCUUUCCCGGUGGUAACAAUGAACGAUUUGGAAGGGCUGCCUCUGUUAGAGAAAGAGGUGAAAAGUAUUAUUGAGGAAAUUCUUGAAGAUGGGAAGUGCUCCACGGUCCAAGAGGUGACCAACGGGGAGCGUUAUAAAGCAUUUAAGUUAUUUACUUCUGUGUUUGGAGUUGGUCUGAAAACGGCAGAGAAAUGGUACAGAAUGGGAUUUCGAACCCUAGAAGAAAUAAAAAACAACCAAGAUAUAAAGUUAACAAAAAUGCAGAAAUUUGGAUUUCUUUAUUAUGACGAUAUUGUUAGCUUGGUAUCGAAGACAGAGGCCUACGCCGUCGACAAGCUUGUAAAGGACAUUGUAUGGAAACUGGUUCCCGAUGCUGUUGUGACUUUAACCGGUGGCUUCAGAAGAGGCAAAGAAAUUGGACAUGAUGUGGACAUUUUAAUCACCUGUCCCAGGAAAGGAAAAGAGAAGACUAUUCUGAACAGCAUGCUUACUAUCCUGAAAAAUCAGGGACUGCUUCUUUACUCUGACACAAUCGAAUCAACGUUUAAUGAGGCAAAGCUUCCGAGUAGGAAAGUGGAUGCCCUUGAUCAUUUUCAGAAGAGCUUUACGAUUCUCAAACUUCCGAAAAUAAGCAUGGGCACCGGUAAUCGUGAAGACACGGAAAGCAAAAGCUGGAAGGCAAUUCGAGUGGACUUUGUGAUAACACCGUCUGAGCAAUAUGCAUUUGCCCUCCUUGGAUGGACAGGCUCCAGGCAGUUUGAGCGGGAUUUGCGGAGGUAUGCCACCCACGAGAAGAAGAUGAUGUUGGACAAUCAUGGGCUUUAUGACAAAACCAAGAAUGUUUUCCUCAAAGCGAACACAGAAGAAGACAUUUUUGGCCACCUUGGACUUGAUUACCUGGAGCCUUGGGAAAGGAACGCGUAGACAGAUACUGUUGAAUUUUGUGAUAGGUAUAUAUUUAACUUUCUUAGUAGAUAUCUCAUCAACAUAAGCAGAUAGUAGAUACAUUUAAUAGCCUGGCAUCAGCACACAUUCAUGUUAAAUGCAAUAUUUAGAUGUUUUAGCCUAGUUUUACCCAUUUAAAAGCCUAGCAAUAGCACGCAUUCAUAUACCAAGGCAGAUGAACCGAUAUAUUCACAUGACAUCAGCAUUACUGCAUAGUGUAUACACUUAGAUGCAUUUAAAAGUUUGGCAAUACCACACAUUUAGAAUCAAUAGCUUUAUUACCAUAACUCUUUCUAUUCUUGCAACAUUUUAAUUCAGAGUUAGAAAAACAGCAUUAUGAGCAAAUGCAAUCGCAAGUUUGGGUUAUUGAAGAAUACGCGUGAUGAGAAUGUCAAAGAAACCUGUUACUUCACUGUUGCAAUAAAUAAAGGCAUUUUUAAGUAA
Molecule: messenger RNA, 2067 nt
Organism: Spea bombifrons (plains spadefoot toad)
Lineage: Eukaryota; Metazoa; Chordata; Amphibia; Anura; Pelobatidae
Gene: DNTT
Product: DNA nucleotidylexotransferase
Exons: 11
Coding region: 88-1602 (504 amino acids)
Biological process (GO): double-strand break repair via nonhomologous end joining
Cellular component (GO): nucleus
Molecular function (GO): DNA nucleotidylexotransferase activity; DNA binding; DNA-directed DNA polymerase activity
Source: RefSeq, a predicted model, not a curated record